Messenger RNA from Marmota monax (woodchuck), 3060 nucleotides. RefSeq names its product neural EGFL like 1 (gene Nell1). Bases 192 to 2624 code for a protein of 810 amino acids. NCBI's taxonomy places the organism in Eukaryota, Metazoa, Chordata, Mammalia, Rodentia, Sciuridae. The record is from RefSeq and is a predicted model, not a curated record. The transcript is spliced from 20 exons. Gene Ontology annotation, molecular function: calcium ion binding; protein binding.
GGGGGCGGGGCGGCCGGGACUGCCAUCCCGGGCGCGAUCCCCUAGCGCAGCACCCGGCGCUGCCGAGCUACCUCCCCUGCCGCCCGCUAGCAAGUUUGGCGGCUCCAACCCCGGCGCGUCUCGGGAUCUCUAGGCGCAUUUGUUUCUUCCUGGCUUCGGUGCGCCCUGCUUGGCGGGGACCCUCUCGAGCAAUGCCGAUGGAUGUGAUUUUAGUUUUAUGGUUCUGUGUGUGCACUGCCAGGACAGUGGUGGGCUUUGGUAUGGACCCUGACCUUCAGAUGGAUUUUAUCACCGAACUUGAUCUUGUGAAUACCACCUUUGGAGUCACGCAGGUGUCUGGACUGCACAAUGCUAGCAAAGCAUUUUUAUUUCAAGAUACAGAGAGAGAGAUCCAUGCAGCCCCUCAUGUGAGUGAGAAAUUAAUUCAGUUGUUCCGGAAUAAGAGUGAAUUUACCUUUUUGGCCACCGUACAGCAAAAGCCGUCAACUUCAGGAGUGAUACUGUCCAUUCGAGAACUGGAACACAGCUAUUUUGAACUGGAGAGCAGUGGCCUGAGGGAUGAGAUUCGAUAUCACUACAUACAUAAGGGGAAGCCCAGGACAGAGGCACUUCCAUACCGAAUGGCGGACGGGCAGUGGCACAAGGUCGCACUGUCAGUGAGUGCCUCUCACCUCCUGCUCCACGUGGACUGCAAUAGGAUUUAUGAACGUGUGAUAGACACUCCAGAGACCAACCUUCCCCCAGGAAGCAAUUUAUGGCUUGGUCAGCGAAACCAAAAGCAUGGCUUAUUCAAAGGGAUCAUCCAAGAUGGAAAAAUCAUCUUUAUGCCAAAUGGAUACAUAACACAGUGUCCAAACCUAAAUCGCACUUGCCCAACCUGCAGUGAUUUCUUAAGCCUGGUGCAAGGAAUAAUGGAUUUACAGGAGCUUUUGGCCAAGAUGACUGCAAAACUAAAUUAUGCAGAGACAAGACUUAGUCAAUUGGAAAACUGUCACUGCGAGAAGACUUGUCAAGUGAGUGGACUGCUCUAUCGAGACCAAGACUCUUGGGUUGAUGGUGACCACUGCAGGAACUGCACAUGCAAAAGUGGCGCUGUGGAAUGCCGAAGGAUGUCCUGUCCCCCUCUCAAUUGCUCUCCUGAAUCCCUCCCUGUGCACAUCGCUGGCCAGUGUUGUAAGGUCUGCAGACCAAAAUGUAUCUAUGGAGGAAGAGUUCUUGCAGAAGGCCAGCGGAUUUUAACCAAGAGCUGCAGGGAAUGCCGAGGUGGAGUUUUAGUAAAAAUUACAGAAAUGUGCCCUCCUUUGAACUGUUCAGAAAAGGAUCACAUUCUUCCAGAGAAUCAGUGCUGCAGUGUCUGUAGAGGUCAUAACUUUUGUGCUGAAGCACCUAAAUGUGGUGAAAACUCAGAGUGUAAAAACUGGAAUACAAAAGCUACUUGUGAGUGCAAGAAUGGUUACAUUUCUGUCCAGGGAGACUCUGCCUACUGUGAAGAUAUUGAUGAAUGUGCAGCUAAGAUGCAUUAUUGUCAUGCCAAUACUGUGUGUGUCAACCUGCCGGGGUUAUAUCGCUGUGACUGUGUCCCAGGAUACAUUCGUGUGGAUGACUUUUCUUGUACAGAGCACGAUGAAUGUGGAAGUGGACAGCACAACUGUGACGAGAAUGCCAUCUGCACCAACACGGUCCAGGGACACAGCUGUACCUGCAAACCAGGCUACGUGGGCAACGGGACCAUCUGCAAAGCAUUCUGCGAGGAGGGCUGCAGGUAUGGUGGAACAUGUGUGGCUCCUAACAAAUGUGUCUGUCCUCCUGGAUUCACAGGAAGCCACUGUGAGAAAGAUAUUGAUGAAUGUACAGAGGGGAUCAUUGAGUGCCACAACCAUUCCCGCUGCGUUAACCUGCCAGGGUGGUACCACUGUGAGUGCAGAAGCGGUUUUCAUGACGAUGGGACCUAUUCACUAUCCGGGGAGUCCUGUAUUGACAUUGAUGAAUGUGCCUUAAGAACUCACACCUGUUGGAAUGAUUCUGCCUGCAUUAACUUGGCGGGGGGCUUUGACUGCCUCUGUCCCUCUGGACCCUCGUGCUCUGGUGACUGCCCCCAUGAGGGAGGGCUGAAGCACAAUGGACAGGUGUGGACCCUGAAAGAAGACAGGUGUUCUGUCUGUUCCUGCAAGGACGGGAAGAUAUUCUGCCGACGGACAGCUUGUGAUUGCCAGAAUCCAAGCGUUGACCUUUUCUGUUGCCCAGAGUGCGACACCAGAGUCACAAGUCAAUGUUUAGAUCAAAAUGGACAUAAGCUGUAUCGAAGUGGAGACAAUUGGACCCACAGCUGCCAGCAGUGUCGGUGUCUGGAAGGAGAGGUAGAUUGCUGGCCACUCGCUUGCCCCAAUUUGAGCUGUGAAUACACAGCCAUGUUGGAAGGGGAGUGCUGUCCCCGCUGUGUCAGUGACCCCUGCCUGGCUGAUAACAUUGCCUAUGAUAUCAGGAAAACUUGCCUGGACAGCUACGGUGUUUCUAGACUCAGUGGUGCAGUAUGGACAAUGGCCGGAUCUCCCUGCACAACCUGUAAAUGCAAGAAUGGGAGAGUCUGCUGUUCAGUGGAUUUGGAGUGUCUUCAAAAUAACUGAAGUAUUUAAAAUGGACUCAUCACAGGAGAAAAAAUGGACAAAAUGAUCAUCCAACAUGAUGAAGAAUAAGAGUUGAUUUUUUUAAACCACAAUUACCAAAGUCUCCAUUGGAGGAAGGUGUUUGGGGGUCGCCUCGUAGACCUGCCACUUUGCUCAUUCUUGCUAACCUAGUCUAGGUGACCUACAGUGCAGUGCAUUUAAGUCUAUGGUUGUUAAGAGAAGUCCCCGGUGUUGUAAAUCACAUUUCCCUUAUCAGAUCAUUUGCAAACACAUUUAAAUGAUCUCAUGGUAAAUGUUGAUGUAUUUUUUGGUUUAUUUUGUGUACUAACAUAAUAGAGACUCAGCACCAUUUAUUUAUUUAUUUUUAUUGAUUUUUGGAUCAAAUUCUAAAAAAAAAAAUAAUAAAGUUGCCUGUUGUGAUAUUGUCCCAUCCACU